Molecule: messenger RNA, 342 nt
Organism: Staurois parvus
Lineage: Eukaryota; Metazoa; Chordata; Amphibia; Anura; Ranidae
Source: the annotation of a GenBank genome assembly
AUGACACAUUUGGGUAUUGAUCCAUCGUCACAGAGUAAUAUAUUUAAGAUUUUAUCAGGUCUUUUGCAUCUGGGGAAUGUCGCUUUCUGUGAUUCUCUGGAUGAAAGCCAGCCAUGUGAAGUUUUAAGCAAUGCAAAAGUAUUCCUUUAUUCCACUUCAAAUUUGAUGAAGAUUCCUGCUGAGCACCUGCUGGACAGGCUCUGCUUCCGUACUAUAAUAGCAGGAAAACAGCAAGCAUUAAGGAAACCAUGCAAGAAGGCUGAGUGUGAUUCACGAAGGGAUUGUCUAGCCAAAUCUAUCUAUGCCAGAUUAUUUGACUGGCUGGUGACUGUAAUUAACACA